This is a messenger RNA of Salpingoeca rosetta, 1983 nucleotides long. RefSeq lists its product as uncharacterized. Lineage: Eukaryota; Choanoflagellata; Craspedida; Salpingoecidae. The record is from RefSeq and is a predicted model, not a curated record. The coding region runs from base 30 to 1379 and encodes 449 amino acids. The transcript is spliced from 7 exons.
UGGAGCGCCUGCCGUUCCCUGCGUCGAGCAUGAUGUUCUCCAUGGACAGCGAGGGCGCGUCACAGUCCCUGCGUCGCGACUCGCAGCUGUCCAUCACGGUCACGUUCACGGAUCCGCCCGAGCCCACGCUGCUCGCUGGUGGUUCGCCCGGGUACGUGAUCCCAGACACACGCUACUCGCUGCAGUUUGAAGUGGACACCACAACAGAUGACCUGCCCACCACCACAACCAGCACAACCACAACCACAACCACAACCACAGCCGCAACGACGACCAUCACAACCACGGCUGCCGGUGCUGGUGGUGCUGGCAACAGUACGAUCACAAACUCUACAGCGAUCACUACAACCAAUUCGACUUCCGCGUCAAACGCAACAGCUAUCUCCACUACCUCCACAACAACGACAACGCUCGAGCCAACGACGACAAUGACGACACUUGAGGACAUGGUUCGGUCGCGUGCGCUGCGAGCGCUGAAUGACAUUGGCAUUCCCAUCAUCGACAUUUCCAUUGACGGAACGAAGGUGUCUGUGGUUGCUGUUGAAUUCCCCACAUCCUCGAUGAUGAUGGAUCUUGACGACCAUCCAUACGUUGCCCUCAACACCACCAGACCACCCCUGACACUGAACUCUGCGCUGACCGCGGAGGAUGCAAUUGAGCUGGCUCUUCGGCUGGUUCAAGCACACGUUGUGCAGCCGCGCUGGGGCUCGUUUGAAUUCCCCGUGGAACUCCUUGAGAGUGCGUUCACCACCACGACAACGACAACGACCACAACCUCGACCACAACAACAACAACUACAUCUCCAACUUCGCAGGACAACUCCUCAAGCACCACACCAACGCAAUCGCCCGAUGCUCCAAAAGCGUCAUCUUCCACAGCGGCAUCGCCAUGGCAGUUUGCUGUUGGUGCAUUCGGUGGCGUGGUGCUGAUUGCUGCAAUCGUUGGUUUCAUCAUGGUGACGCGACGUCGCAGCGUUGUUGGCACAUCACCCACUGUAGUUUCUGACAUCAAGCAACGGCCAACCGUGUCUUUCACAAACCCCGUGUACGAGGACGGCCUCAAAAAAGAUGCAACCAUGCACAGCCACAAUGGUGAUCUGUACACGGAUGUCGGCGAUCGCGACGAACAGUUGUAUGAUGAGCCGGCUGCGUUGUUUGGCACGACCCACCAAGUUUUCAACCCGAUCUACUCCGCCAAGUCAACUGAGAACGUGUUUGGCGACGACGAGGACGAAGACGAAGUCGACCCAGAUGGCGGCUAUCUGGACGUGAGCGAGCAAGCGCAGGACGUUGCUGAGUACACAGAUGUCCACGUCGCUGCGGAUGAUGACGCGACUUACGCCACCGGCUUCGGCUUCAGUGAUGACGAGGAUGAGUGAGCUGCGUGGUGAUUGUGCAAUUCAGUUUACCUGACGCGCUCAACCGUUCUCUCUGUGUCUCUGCCACCACCGAUGGUUGUGUCUGCCUGUCUUUCGUUCAUCCCGCCUCUCUUGCUUCCCUCUCCGUUUUCACGGCUGUUUGCAUGUGUUAUUGCCUUCUUUCUGCCUCGUCUUCCCCUCCUUUCUUUCUUUCUCUUCCCCCGUCCCCCCUCCUUUCCCCUUCUCAUCCUCCUUGCCGAUUCACGCGUUAUUCUGCUUUCUGUCACGCUUGCGUGUGCGACUUUUCUCGUCAUGUGCCGUGCAAGCGUGCAGCCUUCGCUGCCACACCACGUUGAGGAAGCAUACACUUGCCGUGACUCCUGGUCCGUUUCGUGCUUUCCCUUGGACUUAUGGUUUGCAAGGAGUGUGUCGUUCAGGCUCACUUCACUUGUUCUCCGUCCAUCAAAUUGAGGCUUGUUCAGCAUGUACCCUCUACGUUCCUCUACGUUCCUCCCCUCCCACCCUUCCCAUUCUGGUUCACGUUCCAAGCGCCGUGGAGCUGCUUGCUGAACUGUGGCGCACGCUUUCCUGGCUGCUGCUGGGCCUGUGAUGCUCUUAAUACAGC